Durusdinium trenchii is the source of this 354-nucleotide messenger RNA. The record is from the annotation of a GenBank genome assembly. NCBI's taxonomy places the organism in Eukaryota, Dinophyceae, Suessiales, Symbiodiniaceae.
AUGAUGCCAUCUCCCAAGGGGGAGGUCGUGAGCUUCAAUUUCUGGUAUCCGCCACCCACCUGGUUCCACGGAGAUUUGGCCAAAGGGCAAAUCACUUGGGACAGGCCGCUCUUCGGCGUUCGCCGAGUGCUUUACCAAAGAUGUGUGGAGGAGCUGGUGGCACAUGCCGUCGGUCCCUCCAAGGUGUCUGCAGUUCUCAAGCUGGCGCUUGAAAAGAGCCCACGUGUCCCCGAUGAACUUGUUCAGGGCUUGGAGCAACUGGACACCUUCCUGGGCCCAGUGAUGGAAGGUCCGGAGCGACAGCAGCUGCUGUUGGAUAUCCUUGAGGGCCGCUUCCUUGGGCUGAAGACAUGA